CUGUGCUCUAGUUUUAAAAUGCAAAGGUAUGAUGUUAUUUGUCACCAUGCCCAAAAAAGUCCUUACUCGAUAACUUUGCCAGAAGAGGGAGAGAGAGAGAAGGCAAAUGUUCCCCCAGCUGUUUCCUGUCUACAGUGUCUGUGUUUUGUAGAUAAAUGUGAGGAUUUUCUCUAAAUCCCUCUUCUGUUUGCUAAAUCUCACUGUCACUGCUAAAUUCAGAGCAGAUAGAGCCUGCGCAAUGGAAUAAAGUCCUCAAAAUUGAAAUGUGACAUUGCUCUCAACAUCUCCCAUCUCUCUGGAUUUCUUUUUGCUUCAUUAUUCCUGCUAACCAAUUCAUUUCCAGACUUUGUACUUCAGAAGCAAUGGGGAAAAUCAGCAGUCUUCCAACCCAAUUAUUUAAGUGCUGCUUGUGUGAUUUCUUGAAGGCCAAGAUGCACAUCACGUCCUCCUCACAUCUCCUCUACCUGGCCCUGUGCUUACUCACCUUCACCAGCUCUGCCGCGGCCGGACCCGAGACGCUGUGCGGGGCUGAGCUGGUGGACGCUCUCCAGUUUGUGUGUGGAGACAGGGGCUUUUAUUUCAACAAGCCCACAGGGUAUGGCUCCAGCAGUCGAAGGGCACCUCAGACAGGCAUUGUGGACGAGUGUUGCUUCCGGAGCUGUGAUCUGAGGAGGCUGGAGAUGUACUGUGCACCCCUCAAGCCUGCCAAGUCUGCUCGUUCUGUCCGCGCCCAACGCCACACCGACAUGCCCAAGACUCAAAAGGAAGUACAUUUGAAGAACGCAAGUCGAGGGAGUGCAGGAAACAAGAACUACAGGAUGUAGGAAGACUCUCCUGAGGAGUGAAGAAUGACAUGUCACCACAGGAUCCUUUGCUCUAUACGAGUUACCUGUUGAACAUUGGAACACCUACCAAAAAAAAAGAAUUUUGAUAACAUUUAAAAGAUGGGCAUUCCCCCCAAUGAAAUAUACAAGUAAACAUUCCAACAUUGUCUUUAGGAGUGAUUGUUAAAGCUUUGCACCUUGCAAAAAUGGUCCUGGAGUUGGUAGAUUGCUGUUGAUCCUUUAUCAAUAAUGUUCUAUAGAAAAAAACAAAAUAUAUAUAUAUAUAUAUAUAUAUAUCUUAGUCCCUGCCUCUCAAGAGCCACAAAUGCAUGGGUGUUGUAUAGAUCCAGUUGCACUAAAUUCCUCUCUGAAUCUUGGCUGCUGGAGCCAUUCCUUCAGCAACCUUGUCUAAGUGGUUUAUGAAUUGUUUCCUUAUUUGCACUUCUUUCUACACAACACAGGCGGUUUGUUUUACAGUGUCUGAUAAUCUCGUUUGUCUGUCUCCAACCACCUCUCUUCAUAACCUUUAUAUUUGCCGAAUUUGGCCUCCUCAAAGAGCAGCAAGUAGUCAAGUAGCACACCAAUUUUUAACCCGCCAGAUUCCAUCUGUGGCAUUUAUACCAAAUAUAAGUUGGAUGCACUUAUUUUAGACACAAAGCUUUAUUUUUCCACAUCAUGCUUACAAAAGCAAUGCAAUUAUUACAACUUUGAGGCCAAUCAUUUUUAGGCAUAUGUUUUAAAUGUAGAAAGUCUCUUAAACUCUAAACAGUUCCCUCAAAUGAUAAGUUAGUGUGCAAAACGAUUAGUAACUUUUCUCUUUUUAUUUUUUCCAUAUAGAGCACUAUGUAAAUUUAGCAUAUCAGUAAUACAGGAUAUAUCGAACAGUAUGUAAAACUCUGUUUUUUAGUACAAUGGUGCUAUUUUGUAGUUUGUUAUAUGAAAGAGUCUGGCUAAAACGGUAAAAGGUGAAAGCAAAACAGAAGGAAGCCUGGAGCCAAAGAGGAAAGACAGAGAAAGAGGACUGACAGAUCCAUCUAUAGGGGAAAGCAGGGAAAGCACCCCCCAAUUACACCUUCCAAGAGGAACUUAAGGCACAAAAGUCUACUAAUACAAAUUUGAUUCGCGAGUCCAGAGAGGAAGCCUCGGAAUGGGAAAUGCAGAGGGCUAGGAAUUCUAAUAGUCCUGGUUUCUUUUUCUCACUGCAGACACAAACAUCUGCCAGCUCUGCCAUGGAUUCACCACUAUGUGACCUUGGGCAAGUCACUUCACCUCUCUGUGCCUCAGUUUCCUCAUCUGCAAAAUGGGGGCAAUACAUCAUCUACCUACCUCAAAGGGGUGGUAUGAGGAUUAAAAUGAUAAAGCGUAAGAUUUUUACCCUGGGUUGCUAUGAGGGUACAAAAUCAGAGCCCUUGCAUUGCUGGGAUGGAAUUCUAUAAACAACCCAUUCACAGCAUAAUUGGAGAUUAAUCCUGACAUCCAAACUCUUGUCUGUGAAGCUAUCCAUUUAAACUGCCCAACUAACUCGUUGUUAAAAGCUCAAUACCGUUUUAAACACUUUUUUAAAAAGUUAGAAAUAUUUGGUUUAGUAUUCGAUUUUGGAUGCUGCAUUUAGACUUAUGAAUAUAAAGAUAAGUGGAAAGAGAGAAAAGAAAAGAACAAAAGGAGAAAAAUGAGAAGAUUUCUAUAUCAGUGAAAAGGAAUUAAUUACUACCCAAUUCUAGCACUCACAGACUCUUCCAAGCAGUUUGCUAAAUAUCUAAUAAAACCUCUUUUAAUAUUGUAAGUGAUGCUCUAUUAAUUUUAAAAAGCACAUUUAUUCCUUCUUUCUAGGCAAUAAGAAAAAUGAUCCAAGAUUUUAAAUUUUGAAAUAAUAUCUAAUAAAAAGUCACAAAAUUGCUUUCUUUAAUGGACUUUACUCUUAUUCUUAACUGAAUAUACAUAUACACAUUUCUUUUAAUUUUUGUUAAAACAUGCUUAACUAGAGCAUGUUGCUAGCUGAGUGGCAAACAUUUCCUUCACAGUUAGAAAUUUCCCCUUAUGUCUUCUUGGAAGGAUAGCACAUAGCUCUCUGCGGAUGUGUCUUAUCCAUUCAACUGAAAAUUGGUAUCAAGAAAAUCCCAGGGUGAGGAUGGGCCCAUUGUAACCUAGAAAGUGGUCCUUGUCUGUAGAUCAAGAUUUUCUGAUUAGAAUAAGGAACUGUCUAGCAUUCAGAUCUUUUUAUUUACCUUAGAACAUUUCAGUAAAAAGCACCCAGGUUUGAUUAUUACAUGCAAAUGUUAUCCUUUAUAUUCUUGGAAAGUAUAAAUGAAGAACAAAACAACAUCUUCAGUUUUCCUCCCACUGGGUCACCUCAAGAUUCAGAGGCCAGAAAAUAAACAAACAAAAAAACUUCCUGGAUUUCUGAAUGUAUGCAAAAGGAAGGGCCUAUUUAGUGGAGCACUCCUGCUCAGUCAAUGAGCAUUUAAACUCUCAGUCCAGCCUUAUUACACUUGAAUUGAGGCCCCCCAGGGUCAUGCUGGGCAGCGUCCUGAUCACUGCAGACAGAUGAAAAAGAAACUAGAUGUCAUUUUAGCCCUCGGCCUGUAAACAGCACUUCAGAUUUUUAUUUUUUGUUCCCACUGUGUACUUUUAAAAUGACUGACCCUCAGCGAAGCUUUACAGGCAGUCUUCCACAGACUUAGAGGUUCUCUGACAUAAUUGGAUAUGACAAUUCUAAGAGUGUCCAUGAUUUAUUUUAUUCGUUUAAUUCUAUUCAUAGUCAAAAAUCUCUCCAUGAGGAAAGCUUAAAUAUGUGAAGCCAUAUUAUCUUUUUUAACUUUUUCCUCCAGGCAAUCCUCUACAACUGGUUAUAAAUCAACUAAUUAAAAAUAACUAAUGAUACCACUGCUACUAUUUUAUUUUUAAAUGAUUUAAACUAGAAGACAAAUGAUUUAAUCUGAAAGUCAGUUGAUGGCUAAGUACUAUAGCAGAGUAAUCCAAGCUUGCUUGAAGGUGCACCUAAAUUUCACCGCUCAAACUGUAUAGGCUUUGCUUUAGAAUUACAUGGCUUUAGACUUUUAAAAUGGCCAAUUUCAAGAUGUUUGUAAAAGAAUUGUACAUAUUGGUAAAAAUGAGCUUUCGACUUAUGAGCUUAUUUGCAAUUUAACUGACAAUCAACAAUACUCAAUAACUAGGUCAAAUUUCUGUUCCCACUUCCCUAACUAGAAUGAAAUAUUAUUUGAACAUUUCAAGAUGAGGAGGCUGCGCUGAAAAGAUUAAUGCAUCUCUUCAUCAGAAUCUGCUCUUCUGGGGACAAGAAAAUCUCUACACGCACACACAAAUACACACAUAUGCAAACAUUCAUACUAAGAAUCUAAUGUAAUACUGAUAAUAAAUCACUUCCUUGAAAUUCUUAUUAAAAAUAAAAAACAAAACUCUUUGCCUCCCUUCAGAAUCCUUCCCCUUCUUGCAAUGUCAAUGUUUGUGUAGAUGAAACCAUCUCUGGUACUGUGGCUCCAGGGUUUCUGUUACUAGUUUCUACCCUUGGGAGAAGGCUUAGAAUGAAAGACAUAGCACAUUUUGCUUUCCCAUUUAUUGUUUGGCCAGCUAUGCCAAUGUGGUGCUAUUGUUUCUUUAAGAAAGUACUUGACUUAAAAAAAAAAAAAAGAUAAAAAAAGAAAGCAUAGACAUAUUUUUUUAAAGUAUGAAAACAACAAUUCUAUAGAUAGAUGGCUUAAUAAAAUAGCAUUAGGUCUAGCCACCACCACCUUUCAACUUUUGAUCACUCGCAAGUAGUAUACAGUUCACCAAAUUGUGAAUUUGGGGGUACAGGGGCAGGAGAUGGAAACUCUUAAAAGCUAGAAGGCUGCAUUAUUUUGUUGGCUCUCAAACUUAGCAAAAUUAGCAAUAUAUUAUCUAAUCUGAACACCUUGAUCAAGAGCAUGUAGUAUGAAUGGAAAGCAAGAAAAAAGAUCUUAGUAGGCAAAUGGCAGAACUAAAAAGAUGAGUAGGUUACUCUUGAUUUUUGUGCUCUCUGUUCUAAAACAGAUAUUCAGCAAGUGGAGAAAAUAAAAACAAAAAGAGAAAAAAUACAGAUAUUUAUCUGAUAAAAAUCACUUCUGCCACAUCCCCCUUGGGUAUUUUUUGGCAUUUACUGGUUUAUAGAAGAUAUUCUUCCUUCACCCAAACAUCUCAGAGAACAGUAGCUCUCAUAAAAAGCAAUUACUGAUCUCACUGGGAAAUGUUGGGAAGUAUUUCCUUAUGAGAUGAGGGUUAUCUACUGAUAAAGAGAAGAAUUUAUGAGAAAUCGUUGAAAGAGAUGGCUAACAAUCUGUGAAGAUUUUUUUUGUUUUCUGUUUUGUUUUUUGGGUUUUUUUUUUUUUCACUCUAUACAGUCUUUAUGAAUAUCUUAAUGUUCAAAAUGACUUGGUCCUUUUCUUCUUUUUUUUAUAUUGGAAUGAGGAAUGAUAAUAUUAAACCCAUAUAGAUUUUAAAACUAUAGGCUAGAUAGAAAUGUAUGUUUGACUUGUUAAAACUAUAAUCAGACUAUUUAAAAUGUUUUGCUAUUUUUAAUCUUAAAAAGAUUGUACUAACUUAUUAGCUCAGAACCUGUUUGGCUCUCCUUAUAAGAAAGAGUGUUCCCAUGCAAAUUAUGUGGGCUUCCCAUCAAUGUUUUCCAAAGAUAAAUCUGAUUUGCGUUAUGGCAUCAUUUAUUUCAAAAUAUAAAAAAUUAUGAGUCUUUAUGCCCCUCCCUUGCAAAGGUCAUAACGGCCAGAAUCUGAGGGGACAACAACAAAAGGAAAAUGUUGUUGAUUCUCUGUUUUUGCUUCAUUUGCAAUGCUAGCAUUUAUUCCUGUAAUACAUAUCUGCUUAUUUCUUUGUAAUAUUCUAUAAGACUUUCCUUUAGUUAUUAGAAAGUGAUACAUAGAUUUUUUUUGUGUGUGUGUAAUUUCUAUUUAAAAAAAAGAAGAGGACAAGAAGACUGAAGCUUUAAGUGCAUAUGGUACAGGAUAAAGAUAACAAUUUAAAUAACCAUGUCCUCUCUAGAGCAAGUAGUAUAUAGUAUGUUUCUUUUUUUAAGGAAAUCUCUCACGGAUGAGACAGAGGCCCAGGGGAUUUGUGAAAUUGUCUUUAUUCGUCCCAGUCCUUAUUAUUUUAGUAUCUGCCUUAGAAUUUCACAGAGAGCUGACUAAGCUGAAACCUUAGAAUUAAAGGAACCUUAUUAAAGACAUACAUUUCACAUAUUCCCUUUUAAUGUAUGAUUACAUUAAUCUUAAACGGGGUCCUUCUCUCUCCCCAUUUUUCAGCUGUGAUUGUUACAGUGUUUCAAGAAAAGAAAAAAACAACACUUCCCUUUAUUUAAUAAAAAAGAGAGAGAGAAAUUGAGGGAGAGGACACAAAAAUCCAAAUGUUACUGCCUAUCUGAAAUACAAGCUAAAAUGGAGAUAGAUUUCUCCUACUUAAUAACUCGAGCUGAAUCACCUGUGACUUUUCACAGUCCUUAGAAUCUGCCUUUUGUCAAAUCGCCCAGGCUUGAAAGUAAACAUUACUCAUCUUCUUUUGCCCAAAAUGCACUGAUGUAAAGUAGGAAAAAUGAAAACAGAAUUCUAAAAUCCCUUUCAAGCCACCAUUGACCCCACUUACUGACUCAUAGCAAAGUUACUCCUGUUAAUCCCUUAAUCUGAUUUUGUUUUGAUAUUUAUCUUGUACCUGCUGCUAACACACUGCAGGAGGGACUCUGAAACCUCAAGCUGUCUACUCACAUCUCUUAUCUGUGUCUAUGUAUCAUUAAAAUGUCUGUUCAAAAUAUCAAAAACUUUCAAACAUCAUGCAGCUUAUAUUCAGUUUACAUAAAGGCCCCAAAUAUCAAGUCAGAUCUCUUUUUGCUAAGAGAGUUAAUGAACUAUGAGAAUUGGGAUUACAUCAUGUAUUUUGCCUCAUGAAUUUUUAUCACACUUAUAGGUCAACUGUGAUAAGUAAACUUACAGACACUGAAUUAAUUUUCCCUGCUAUUUUGAAACCAGAAUUAAUGAUUGGUCAUUCAUUAUACCUGUCUUAGUUGAAAAACAUAUUUUUUAUUAAAUUAAUUCUGAUUAUAUUUGAAAUUGUUAUUCAAUUCACUUAUGGCAGAGGAAUAUCAAUCCUAAUGACUUCUCAAAAAUGUAACUAAAUGAAUCAUUAUCUUACAUUUACUGUUUAAUAAGCAUAUUUUGAAAAUGUAUGGCUAGAGUGUCAUAAUAAAAUGGUAUAUCUUUCUUUAGUAAUUACAUUAAAAUUAAUCAUGUUUGAUUAA
Nycticebus coucang (slow loris) is the source of this 7095-nucleotide messenger RNA. It is a transcript of the gene IGF1, whose product is annotated as insulin like growth factor 1. NCBI's taxonomy places the organism in Eukaryota, Metazoa, Chordata, Mammalia, Primates, Lorisidae. The transcript has 4 exons. Gene Ontology annotation, cellular component: extracellular region. Gene Ontology annotation, molecular function: growth factor activity; hormone activity. The record is from RefSeq and is a predicted model, not a curated record. Bases 363 to 824 code for a protein of 153 amino acids.